AUAUGGACCAUUUCUUAAGAUUCAUUAAUCCCCAUGUCUUUUUGGGAUGUGUACAAUUCUUACAAUUACAAACAUCUAAAGAAAACGAAGCUCUUCUCAAUACAAGACUUUUUGAGAAAUUAAAAUAAAUAGGUGUACCAUAAGAUAAAAUUGAUUAAAUCAUCCAACAAGAUAAUCUUUAAGGAAAACUUACAUCAGUUACAGAAUUACUUAAACUUAGAUAAAGAGCACUUAUAGAAUAUGUCUAAGAAAAUUUAUGGACUGUUGAAGAAGCCUAUUAAGCAUUAAUAAUAUUAUUUGAUUAAGGAGAAUAUGAAAGAGCUACAGAAAUUGUAGAUAUUCUCUAUCCAUGUAUUGAAGUUACUGAAAAAUUAAGUCAUUUAAAAAAUGGAUUUUUAUGGGCUAGAUUAGUAAAUAUUAUAUUUAUCUAUUCAGAAUUGCAAAUUAAUUGCACUUUUUAAGAAUACUAAUUAUGCUACAUAAUGUAUUGAAACUAUUAAAGAAUUAAUUAAAUAGGAGGAUAAAUUAAAAUAAAAUUUUAAAUAAAGAGCUGAUCUCUUACAUGCAGGAAUUUUAGUUUGUUUUAUUUCUGAUGAUACUAAUGCUUUCCUAGAACUUUUCUCUAGUGAACAUUUCUUAGAAGUUGUUCAUACUAUUGCACCUUAUUUAUUAUAUUAUUAUACUAUUGCAUUAUUAAUCAAUUAAUAAUUUAUUGGUAAUAUGAGUCUUGCCAUCAUUGGAAAUAAUGCAAAUAAAUCUAUUAAAUCAUUCCAUUUACUUAAUUAUAUUGAAGAAAUCAUUGUUAGAUUUCAAUUCGAUAAUGCUAUUAAAAUGAUCAAUCAUAUUUCAUAAGAAAUUGAUUAAGAUUUUAUUGUCAAAUCUAAAAAAGAAUUUAUUAUUAAUGCUUGUAAACUCUAUUUCUUUUCAACUUAUAUCAAAAUCUUUAAUGGAGUCUAAAUUAAGUAUAUUUCCACCCUCAUUUUAUUAGACAAUUUUCAUCCUAUUUAUAACUCAAUGAAGAAAACACUGAAUCAUGGUUAGUUAAUGCAAUUAGAACUUUAAAUAUCAAUGCAAAAAUUGAUGGAGAUAAAAUUAUUGUACAAAAAUAAGAUACAAAUGCACAAAAUACAUAAGUAAUAAUUUAUAUAUAUAAAUAUAUUAGUUAUUAAAAUAAUUAAGAGAUUUACAACCAAAAUCUAAUAUGUUAAUGUCAAACCUUUAAAGAAUUAUUGUUAAUAAAUGA
This is a messenger RNA of Paramecium sonneborni, 1243 nucleotides long. Lineage: Eukaryota; Ciliophora; Oligohymenophorea; Peniculida; Parameciidae. The record is from the annotation of a GenBank genome assembly.